Molecule: messenger RNA, 2770 nt
Organism: Mytilus californianus (California mussel)
Lineage: Eukaryota; Metazoa; Mollusca; Bivalvia; Mytilida; Mytilidae
Product: scavenger receptor cysteine-rich type 1 protein M130-like
Exons: 15
Coding region: 90-2540 (816 amino acids)
Biological process (GO): peptidyl-lysine oxidation
Cellular component (GO): membrane
Molecular function (GO): protein-lysine 6-oxidase activity
Source: RefSeq, a predicted model, not a curated record
UGUGCCAAUCUAACUCUUAUGAUGUAUAUAGGCUUCCUGAACGACAUUAUGACACAAAUGUAACGGGAUUAGAGUUCAUAUGGCCUUCUAUGAGUAAUUUUGGAAUAGGAGAAAAUAAUAAAGUCGUCCUUAGAUGUAAAGUACGCAGUGAUGCAGAACCUAAUUUCGAGUGGGUGAGGAUAGAUAAUUCAACAUCUGCACACAUCAAAAUAAAUGGCAAUGAUGAUGGACGGUAUUCUAUCUACUUCACAAAACGAUCAGGACUACGAUACGGCAGUAAACUUGUAAUACGAAAUACGCAAGCAUCGGACUCUGGAAUUAUAAAGUGCCGUGUCAAUGUUAGAUGGUCCACUGUCAUAGAAAGACAAUUUAGAGUUCAUGUUCAAGAAUAUCUAUUGACUCCGAUUAGACUAGAGUCGUAUACACAGGAAGGUGAAGGAAUCGUUCAAAUUCGCCAUAAGAACAAAUGGACUUAUUUUUAUUACUAUGAUUUCAGUACAGUUAAGGCAUCUAUGGCGUGUCGGUCUCUUGGAUAUCCAUAUGGAGGUGUACCACGAAUAACAUAUGAAGAGAUAGGUAUAUUUCGUUUAAAUUAUUGGAGGCACAAGAAAAAUAAAAAUCCAAUGUGUAUAGGUGGAAUUAGUUGUUUACUAAAUGUUACAGAUAUUGGCCAAUGUAAGCUGAAGAAACCAUCUAAAUGUUUUCUGGCACAUGUGGUUGGAGUAACUUGUAGGCUUGAACCUGUGAAAAUUCCAGAUGUACCCAUUCGUUUGAUGAUACCAGGAAAGGAUAUCCAGAAUUUAAGAGAAGGUGUUGUAGAAGUGUUCCUAAAUGACCACUGGGGAUUUGUUUUAGGAAUCGAACAGUCCGAAGUCAAUGUUUUUUGCAAAACACUUGGUUUUGAGUAUGGUGGUCAGAGUUAUAAAACAUUAGAUGUUCUUCAAAGUACUCAAUUUGGUCGUCUUGACAUUACAAACGAAAUUUUGCAAAACUUUUCAUGUCCCGAAAACGCAUCGCAUUUAAAUGAGUGUAGUGAUAUGGAGUGGACAGAACGUUCGUCGUUUGGAUGGGAUAGGUGGAACAUUUUGUCUAUAAGAUGUUGGACAUAUGCAGAAAUUAAUGAUUCCGGAGUGCAAAUACGACUAGCAGGGUUAAACAUAGAACACGAAGGACGAGUUGAAAUUUUGCAUAACAAUAUUUGGGGAAUCAUCAAUGAUCGCUGGUUUGAUUACCCGGGAGCAAACGUGUUGUGCAAAAUGAUCGGGUAUCAGUAUGGAGGAGUGCCGAUAUAUAAUAAGUACCUUCCCGGACUGGGACCACUAUGGAUAGACUACAUCGAAUGUCCUUUAAUUGCCAACGAUUUAAAGGAUUGUGAGUUUGAUUGGACAAGUGAAGACAAAAGAGUGUCCUUUGGUGUGGGACCAGCAGUUGUGAAAUGUAGGACAGAACCAGUUGAAGUCCCAGAAGUAAAGUUUAGACUAAAAGAAGGAUGGAGGAGAGAUAUACUUCAGUACUUUAAAGACGGCUACUGGGGUUAUGUUUGUGGGGCCUACAUGGGUACCUCUGAGGCAACGGUGUUCUGUCAAAUGUUAGGUUUUACUAAAGGUGGACAUAUAAUCAAUGAUGUUGAUAAUGGAAAAGAAUCACAAAACUAUCAUAGGACAAAUGUCGCACCAACCAUAUUAAAAUACAUUGAAUGUCCAUGGAAUUCAGUACACCUGGAUCAGUGUUCAGAACGUAAAUGGAGUCACAAAGAUAAUAGAAUAAUCUGCGACUCCCACAAGCGAGAUUUAAGACUCAAGUGUAGGUCAACUCCUUUUCCAGAGUAUGAAGUGCAGUUAUUUGGAGGAAAUUCGACUAAUGAAGGUGAACUUCUUGUAAAAUAUGAUAACACGUGGACAACGGUACAUUCUCAUAAAUUCCCAACAACAAAUGUAGCUGUGGUAUGCAGGCAGCUUGGAUUUAGACAUGGAAGAGAAGAAAACAGUAAAGACUCUGUUUACAUGGUUCAUGAAAAUAGUCCAUUUUGGUUAAUUUUCAAAUGCAAUGGAAAAGAACAGAAUGUGGGACAAUGCAAUUCAAUGGAAACACAGCCAUUCUCACCAUUUGAAAGCCAAGUGUCAGUGUUUAUUAAGUGCUAUGAAAAAAGCGAUCCCGAGCUCCAGAUGACAGUUUCUUUAGAAAGUGAUGGAAAAGUUAUUGUUCAUCGACAGGGAGAAACAUGGGAGAUCUGUUCUUCUCGAUGGUCUGAUUUCCAUGGCAACUCUCUAUGGGAUGAUGUUACUGCAACGGCUGUCUGUCGCAUGUUAAAUAAAAGCAAUGGAACCGCAACACACUUACCUUUUGAUUCUCGAGAAAGUCCAGCAACGGCAAAUAACAUACAACAAGUUUAUUGUCCUAGAGGAGCUUCACAUCUCGGAGAUUGUUUCUAUGGACGUCUUGGUUUCAAGGAUUAUUGGUUUUCCCCAUGGGCACCAGGUGAUUGCAAUGAAGCAGUAAUGCAUAAGACAUAUCGUGGUGGUGUACAAUGCAGCAUAUAAAGAUUUGACAUACUUAUCAAAUUUGAUACGCUUGAAAAGAGUUUGAAAAUCGAUCUGAAAUGUACAGUUAGGUCUCUGAUAAUAUUUUCUAUCCACAUUAUUUUCACAAACAUUAUAAACUAUUUUGAAUAAACAGCAAGAUGAUUAAACAAUGUUGUGUAUCAUACUCUCCAAUGAACCAAUACCCUAAAAAUCAUGUAAUCGUUUCAUUGUCAGACACUUUCAACAUU